Cryptococcus wingfieldii CBS 7118 is the source of this 3918-nucleotide messenger RNA. Its product is annotated as elongator complex protein 1. The coding region runs from base 1 to 3918 and encodes 1305 amino acids. Gene Ontology annotation, biological process: tRNA wobble base 5-methoxycarbonylmethyl-2-thiouridinylation. Gene Ontology annotation, cellular component: cytosol; elongator holoenzyme complex. The record is from RefSeq and is a predicted model, not a curated record. Gene Ontology annotation, molecular function: protein binding; tRNA binding. The transcript is spliced from 12 exons. Lineage: Eukaryota; Fungi; Basidiomycota; Tremellomycetes; Tremellales; Cryptococcaceae.
AUGCGCAACAUCGCACCCCUCGCAGUCGCAAUCGCCCGCCUCAAGGGGUCUCCAGCAAACCUCGCCGUCGACCCAGAGACAGCAGCAGCCUAUGUCGCAGUAGAGCGCAUAGACGAGGAGGGUGUCGAGAUUCACAUCCUCAGAGUGGACGGCCAGGAGGUCGAGGCAAUCGCAUCUUUCAACUCCCCUGUCCUUGCCCCCUUUUCAAAACCCUCCUACAUCGGCGAAACCCUUUCCCUGCACUACCUUGCCGAUGACCGUACUCUCAUUAUCCUCCUGGCCGGUGGUGAUAUCGCGAUUCUCGCCCUCGAAGGUCCCGAUGGGGCUCCUGCACCGGUCGAAGUCGUUGGCAGCGUAGACAGCGGAAUCAAGGCUGCCGCUUGGUCUCCGGACGAUGAGCAGAUCAUCAUCAUUACCGGCGAAGAUACCCUCAUGGCCAUGACCCGAACAUUCGACAUUAUCCACGAAGAGCCCCUCUGCUCUGAAGACUUUGGACAGGACAAGUUUAUCAACGUUGGAUGGGGGUCAAAGCAGACCCAGUUCCAUGGAUCGUUGGGCAAGUCUGCGGCCAAGCUGCCUAGUGGCGUUGCCCCAUCGUUGGCACAUGGCACAGAUCAUGGGUUGCCUACCAUCUCUUUCCGGGGAGAUGCGUCCUUCUUUGCUGUCUCGUCGCUAGACCCCUUCCCAUCCGAGCCAGGUCAAGAGCCCAGCGCCCGCCGACAGAUCCGCAUAUACUCUCGCGACGCCGCAUCUGGCUUUGCCCCCACCCUCUCAGCAACUUCCGAAUCCCUCCCCGGUCUCGAACCUGCCUUGUCAUGGCGGCCUAGCGGGAAUCUCAUAUCGACUUUGGUCAGAUAUGGAUAUUCCGGAGGCGGGGAAGGAAGAGAAGGAAGGUGGGACGUGGCCAUGAUCGAGAGGAAUGGUCUGAGGCAUGGAGGUUUCGAGCUGAGGGAAGACAGAAAGAGCUGGGGCAAUGGAAGAGUUAGAGGACUAAGCUGGAGUUCAGACUCGGAAGUGUUGGCAGUGUGGCUCGAAAGGGAAGACCGUGAUGUCUUGCAACUCUGGUCAAUGAAAAACUACCACUACUAUCUCAAACAAGAGCUAUUCUCCCACUCUUCCUCCUCCCCUCGAUUCCGAUCCUUCAAAUGGCACCCGGAAGACCCUCUAUCUCUCUACAUUCUAUGUGCCGACAGUAUUCAACACCGCACCUUCACUUGGGACACGUAUGUCUCGAGGUUGGGUAUGCCGAACGAUACGGCAUCGGUGGCGGUGGUGGAUGGCCAUAGGCUGUUGGUGACCCCGUUCAGGACACAAAACACCCCACCGCCCAUGAGCUCGUACCAGAUCCAGCUACCUUCGACGCCGGUGCAUGUCAGUGUAUCGGAUUGGGACGAUACAGCGUCUGCUGUAUUUUCCAAUGGAGAGGUCCUCACUUGGAAGCUCAACACUCGAUUGCCGGGUCCCAAGGGGUCAAAGUUGCGAGGGGGUCGCAAAGUCGCCGAGCCAGAGGUCGUGCUCCAGAAAAAGAUUGCAGAUGGACGGGUGGUCAGACUUGUCGCUACCGGGCCGAAUGGAAAGGUAGCCGUGCUCAGUCUCGCUGCGGGAGAAGAAGGCGGGAGGGUGAAUGUGUUUGGCGGAGAGGAGGAUGAAGAGCUGCAAGUCGAGAGUGGGGUCGAACGGGUAUUGUGGGCGCCUUCAGGAGAUAUCCUCGCGCUUGACGGGGAAAGCAGGCUGUUCAGCCUCGCGAGCGAAACCGGUAUCGACACUAUUCUCCCCUCUCAGCCAACCUCCAUCAUGCUCUCCAACGACCUCCUCUUUACACUCUCGCCAACUUCCAAGCUCCACUUCACCUCCCUCUCUCCAUCCGCCGAUCCCGAACCGAUUUCCAUCUCUUCACAACCCGUGACCUCCUUCACCCUCACAUCCUCGCACCUCAUCUACACCACCACAGCGCACUUUUGCCACUUUGCUCCUCUCCCUAUCCUCGAAAAGCUCACCCAAGGGGAAGAUGUCCCGGAACAAGAUAAACAGUGGGAGGAGAGACGGAUUGAGCGGGGAGCCAAGGUGGUCGUGGCGGCGGAGAGUGAAAUGAGCUUGGUGCUGCAGGCCAUGAGGGGUAAUCUGGAGACCAUUUACCCUAGAGCAAUGGUGUUACAGGUCGUAAGACGCAGUGUGCUUGGGGGCUCUUAUCGAGCAGCAUUCUUGACAUGUCGAAAGCACAGAUUAGAUGUCAACAUACUCUAUGACUUGGACCCCGCCAAAUUUAUGGGCAACCUUGAAGACUUUGUCAAACAGGUCCCUGAAGUUGAUUACCUCAACCUUUUCGUCUCAUCUUUAAAGUAUGUCCCUAUUCCACCAACCAACAAUAAAGUCAACGACAUUUGUGAUACCCUUCGCGGCUUGCUUGAAGCUCGCGGGGUUGAACAGUACGUGGAGACCAUCCUGACGACACAUGUGUGCAAGGUUCCGGCGGAUUACGAGGCUGGGUUGAGGGUGCUUUUGCAGUUGCAAGCAAACCAUCCUGAGAUUGUCGAAGACGCUAUCAAGUAUAUCAUCUUCCUGUCAGACGUCAACAAACUGUAUGACGUCGCUCUUGGAAUGUACAAUUUCCAGCUGGUCCUGAUGAUUGCUCAAUACUCUCAGAAGGACCCCAAGGAAUACUUGCCAUUCCUCAGAGAACUCAGGGCUCUCGACAAGUGGGACCAGAGAUUUAUGAUCGAUGAUCACCUCGCGAGACGAGAGAGUGCAUUGUCAAACUUGAAGCAGGCAGGCCCAGAAAAGUUCGAAGACGCCGCCAAUUAUCUUGCCAAAUACGAGCUUUACGACAGCGCCUUCAAGCUCUACAAGAACGAGCCAGAACAUUUAACAAUCAUUCAUGACCUCCAUGGCGAUUACCUCUAUGACCGUCGAGAGUUCACUGAUGCUGCCCUUGGCGAGUAUUACACCCCCUAUUUGCUGGCGGACAAGCCUACAAAGGCUCUCAAAGCGUAUGAACGUGCUCACGCUUGGCGCGAACUAUUCUCGCUGGCAAAGAAGGAGGGUGUAUCGGAAGAGGCCCGGAAGGACCUGGUCGAGAGAGUUACAGAUUACCUUGCUUCGAGAGGGCGUCACCUGGAAGCUUCCCAGGUAUUCGUCGAGUACACUCAAGAUGUGGACAGUGCUGUCGACACUUGUUGCCGCGGCGCCGAGUUCUCUGAGGCUUACAGGCUCGUUUCUCACCAUGACCGUUCGGACCUGAUCGAGGCUAUGAUUGCCCCUGGCCUGGAAGAGGCCCAAGAAACCUUGAUCGAGGUGUUCGAGGAGAUGGAGGGUCAAUUGGACAAGGAAGUCAAGAGGCUCAACGAGCUGAAUGGCAUCCGUCAGAAAGAUCCCGACUCCUUUUACAUUGUCGAACGCGAACUUGACCUCGAGGGUGUUGAUGUGGCCACAAAUGCCACAACAGCUACCGGCAUUUCUCAAUUUACACGCUACACCGUCGCGCCUUCCACCAUGUCUCAUCUCACCCGAUUCACCGGCCAGACGGGCGUCACCUCGGCGACGUCAAAGAAGAAGGUAAAGAAGAGGGCUACCGGUAGGAGGGGAACAGUGGACGAGUGGGAGUAUCUUGUGAUGAGCUUGGGGAGAUUGGGGACGAGAGUGGAGGAGAAGAGUGGGGAGGCAGUAGGGUUAUUGAGACACCUGGUCCUGGCGUCCGACGAUCAUAGAGCCCUAGCAGAGUCGUUGCAGUCGACCAUCAAGGCUUUCAGGGUCAAGUUGGUGAAUGGGAUAGACAUGGCAUGGGAGGAUCGAGAGACUGUACUGAGGGAGGUCUUGGAGAGUGGCGGAAGCGGGCUCGAGGGUGGUUUGGAAAAGAGCAUGGGAGAGGUCAAGCCGAAAGUCGCUGAAUGGAAGGGGCUGGGGUUACUACUUGGCGCGUAA